UGUGUGUGUGUGUGUGUGUGUGUGUGUGUGUCUCUCUCUUUACAUUGGAUUUACUUUGAUGACAUUAAGCACAGGGAUGUUUCUCCGCCUUUGUUGAAUGCACCCACACUCCCCUGACCGUGGAAACCCGUUCUCAGGGAUAACUACACCACACCUGUCCAGCAUCUCAUUUGGAAAGAAAAAGCUAGACAAAGAUGUUGCUGAUGGAGACGACAGAUUGUUUAAAGAGAAUCUUUCUUCAAUGACAGGUAAAACAUGGGAAUGAUUUUAUUUAUUUUUAAAGUAUAUUCCCUGCUUUUUGCAUCUCGUUAUCAUCUAUGUUAACACUGUGGUGUACAAAUACAUUUCCACAGCCUGAAUCUUGCCUAUUAUGUACAUUUUUGGUGGUAACUUCUCUCAUUUUCUUCACAGCUGCUGGAGAGUUCAAAGUUUUGACUUGACUUCCUCACAGUGGAUCAUCAGGAUUCAGUAAAGGAAUUUCGCCACUAAGUAGCUGCUUUUGAAUUGUCCAGCAACAUUAGAUGACAGCUCAGUGAAUCUCAGACGGCUGGUGUUUUUGCUGAAGUGCCCAGAAAAUUAUCUUUAACAAUAAGCAACAGCUUCUACUAUAAAGUGGCACAGCCAUGGGCUUCUGUUCAUCUGCCGACAAGAUUUUGAGGAGAAUAAAGUACUAUGUGCUGCUUAUUCUCUCGCUGUCGGUCGUCGCAUGGAUAAUAAUCUUUCCAGGUGAAACUGUGAAAACGAUCUUGGUUUCUUCUGCCACGACACAAACUCUUGUUAAAGGAGACGGUCUUGGGGAUCAACUCCAUUCAAUGACAGGAGCGCCUGAUGACCUAAAUACUCCACCACAAAAGGUCGAUUGCCCCAAGGUCUCUCCUCUGCUGCAGGGAGCCAAGAACCUGUCCUUUGAGUCCUCUCUGACUCUGAACGAUGUGGUGACUGAAAAUGAAAAAGUGAGAGAGGGCGAGUACGAGCCCCCGGACUGUGCAGCGAGGCAGAGCGUGGCGAUCCUCAUCCCAUUUCGUAACCGGGAAAGACAUCUCGUCUACCUCCUGCAUCACUUGCACCCAUUUCUGCAGAGGCAGCAACUACACUACGCCAUUUAUGUCAUCCAUCAGGCUGGCAAUGUAACCUUUAACCGCGCCAAGUUACUAAACAUUGGAUACUUGGAGGCGUUGAAGGACUACAAUUGGGAGUGUUUCAUAUUCCAUGAUGUGGACCUUAUUCCAGAAAAUGAUCAUAACUUGUACGUCUGCGAGGACCAUCCCAAACACUUGAUGGGUGGCCGGAACUCAACAAGAUAUCAGUUGAGUUCCCCAUAUAACUUUGGAGGAGUCACUGCUUUGACCAGAGAACAGUUCUUUCAAGUGAACGGAUUCUCCAACUCAUACUGGGGUUGGGGCUGCGAGGAUGAUGAUCUUUAUGUCAGAGUUAAGCUGCAAAAAAUGAAGAUGGUGCGGGCUCCUAAAGAUAUAGCCCGAUAUAAAAUGGUGUUUCAUACCCGGGAUAAGGGCAAUGAAGUAAACAAAGACAGGAUUAAGCUGUUAAGACAAGCACCGAAGAAUUGGAGGAAUGACGGACUGAACAGCUGCUCCUAUCAGACUCUGUCAUUAGACAGACUUCCUCUUUAUGUGAACAUUACUGCGGACAUUGGUAAACCGUAGAGUUCACAUCUGAAACUGAAAAAUCUUGCUGUGACCAAAAAGUCCCAGUUCAGCAUACAAAGUUAAGUUCUUUCCACUGAGUUCAGAAAAGGUAGAAAACCUGUGUGUUCAUAUGUUGAUGACCUGAAGUUCCAUCCAUCCAUUUUCAGACCACUUUAUCCUGCUCAUUAGCCUCAUAAACCAGCCCGCCCACUCCUCAGCCACAUUUGGAUUUUGGAGCUGGGCUCAGUCUGGCACAAGCCCAUACAAACUUAGUGCAGGGGGUGUCGGUUACUCCUUUGACUGACAGUGUACUUCAGUCAAUCAGCGCUCCAAAAUAAAUACGUCAUCAAAAUGCGUUAGCUUAGCUAAGGGUUAGCUUCUCUUUAGCUCUAGCUUCUCCACACGCAAAGACAUGCGAAAAUGUCUUUUCCUGUUAGAAACUCACCUAGCGCAGACUCUUGCUCUUGCUCGAUUUUUGUAAUACUUAGAAUUUCGUUUUAACUUUACUUAUUGCAGCUUUCAGACGAUGAUUAAAGUUUAUCCCUGUAAUCUCCGCUACGCGCAGCGAUAGCGUCACUUCUGGAUUUUGCCACCAGAAUUCGCAAAAAAUAAUUGAAAACUAAAGCAGCAAUGCUGAUUGGCUCAGCCGUUACAUGGCUCCAUUGCAUUCUCUUUCUAUGGGCUCGUGCCCAGACUGAGCCCAGCUCCAAAAUCCAAAUGUGGAUGAGGAGUGGGCGGGGCUGGUUCACGAAGCUACCUGUUCAUGGCACUGGAACUCCACUGUUACAACUGUGGUCAUCUGUUGUGUAUAUUUAUGUAUCAGUUAUGUAUCAAUGUAGUUUUUUUUUUUCUUUCCGUGCUGUGUGUCUUCUGUUUCCCCGCAAUUCUGCAUGCAAAUUGCGCUGUGCUGUACCAGAGAGGGGACUGGCUGAUUGAGAGGAGACUGAGGACUGCUGGUCAGGUGUCAGAGACUCAGAGGGGUGGGCCAUCCUUUACUGCAUGCAAGCAGCCACAACUGCACAGCACAGAGCUCUGUGUGUCUUUGGGUGAGAGUUUGAGGUAUUGGAGUUUGUUGUUACCUUUUGGGUUUGUUUUCUGGGAGGCCAGACUGUGUGAUUCUGUUCUUGUUUAUUUUGAUAGGGUAAGUUUUGGAUAUGUAAGAAUACUGUGUAUUUUGGGGUUGUUUAGUUGCACUCACUCUUGCUUUAAUUGCUCCUUGUUUAAUCACUUUAUAUAAAUAAAAUAUUCCCUUUGUUUCU
This is a messenger RNA of Salarias fasciatus (jewelled blenny), 2905 nucleotides long. Its product is annotated as beta-1,4-galactosyltransferase 4-like. Gene Ontology annotation, cellular component: Golgi apparatus. Gene Ontology annotation, molecular function: galactosyltransferase activity. NCBI's taxonomy places the organism in Eukaryota, Metazoa, Chordata, Actinopteri, Blenniiformes, Blenniidae. The record is from RefSeq and is a predicted model, not a curated record. The transcript has 6 exons. Bases 624 to 1664 code for a protein of 346 amino acids. Gene Ontology annotation, biological process: carbohydrate metabolic process.